This is a messenger RNA of Austrofundulus limnaeus, 1449 nucleotides long. RefSeq names its product neuronal membrane glycoprotein M6-b. Gene Ontology annotation, molecular function: structural constituent of myelin sheath. Gene Ontology annotation, cellular component: plasma membrane; myelin sheath. Gene Ontology annotation, biological process: central nervous system myelination; axon development. Lineage: Eukaryota; Metazoa; Chordata; Actinopteri; Cyprinodontiformes; Rivulidae. The transcript is spliced from 7 exons. The record is from RefSeq and is a predicted model, not a curated record. The coding region runs from base 113 to 991 and encodes 292 amino acids.
UAUGAGAGAGAGAGAGAGAGAGAGGCAGCAUCAAGUCACCAGGACAGGCUCCACCGUCCGCACGCUCUAAGGGACAAGACCAAGCACCAGGAGGCUAUAUUCCACUAAAAUCAUGGAUGGGACAAAGCCGGCCAUGGAGUCCAACGCAGAGGAAACCCAGGAUGAGGGACAGGAGAGCAAAGGAUGCUCCGAGUGCUGCCUCAAGUGUCUGGGCGGGGUGCCCUACGCCUCGCUGGUGGCCACCAUCCUCUGCUUCUCGGGCGUGGCCCUGUUCUGCGGGUGUGGGCACGUGGCGCUGACCGGGACCCUGACCAUGCUGGAGAACCACUUCUCCAGGGUCACCAGUGACCACGCCACCCUCGCAACCGUGAUCCAGAUCUUUCAGUACAUCAUCUACGGCAUCGCCUCCUUCUUCUUCGUCUACGCCAUCCUGCUGCUGGGCGAGGGCUUUUACACAACCAGCGCRAUCAAGAAGGAGCUGCAGAGCGACUUCAAGACGACCGUCUGCGGACGCUGCAUCACCGCCUUCUUCAUGUUCCUGACCUACAUCUUCGCUCUGGUCUUCAUCGCCAUCUUCUGCUUCACGGCCAUCCCGGUCUUCCUCUUCUUCAACAUGUGGAACACCUGCGCUGCCAUGAGGUCUCCGGACGCCAACAUCACGUCUCCUGCCUCCAUCUGUGUGGAUGUGAGGCAGUACGGUCUUGUAUCCUUGAACGCCACGCCUGGAAAAGCCUGUGGGACCACACUGGGAGAUAUUUGUAACACCAGCGAGUUCUACUUGUCCUACCACCUCUACAUCGUGGCACUGGCCGGCGCCGGAGCCACCGUCAUCGCUUUGAUCCACUACCUGAUGAUUCUAGCGGCCAACUGGGCUUAUCUGAAGAGCGCCGUCUCCACACACGAGUACCAGGACAUCAAGACCAAGGAUGAUCAGGACCUGGAGGCCGAGGCGCGUUCCAAGGAGGGCCAGAACUCCUCCUCCUACUCAUAAGGACAUGACCUCCUCUCCAGCCAUUGUCCAUCUCCUCUCCAGAUGUCAGUCCUCAUCCCACAACACCUAACACCCUCCCCUCCCUUCAAAAACAAAGCCCCUCAGUCAUGUUCGACACCCCCCCACCCCCCGGUCUCCUGAUUCUCCAUCCUCUUGGCUUUCGGCGAUGCUUGGUCGCAGUUCAGGUUGCUGAGCGCACGCUCGCAGCGGAGCAGGAGGAGGAUCGAGGGUCAGGAGAAGCAGCCGGCCCCCCCUGACGGAGGCCGAUGCUUCGGGACGGGAGGGGCUCGCCCGCCGGGGUCGAGCUCAGGUACAGUKCAUCGGGUUUAGAAGCGCCUCCCCUCCUCCCCACCCCCCGUCGUGUUUUUCGGGGCGGCGGCUCGUGAACGUGGCCCGGCUGUGAUGGCCUCGCGCCCUGAGCCAACACAGCCUCUCGACACACAACUAACAGCCUAAAA